Molecule: messenger RNA, 672 nt
Organism: Diachasmimorpha longicaudata
Lineage: Eukaryota; Metazoa; Arthropoda; Insecta; Hymenoptera; Braconidae
Exons: 2
Coding region: 78-470 (130 amino acids)
Source: RefSeq, a predicted model, not a curated record
UGUGACUCGUUCCCUGUCCCCUUGCUCCUCGCGUCUGAUGUUAUUUCCGGAAUUCUUUCUCUAUCUGUCAACAGAAAAUGGAGGUGCAGUUGAGUAACGGGGUAGCAUCUGGGUUAGCCAUCAGGAAGGAUUGUGUGCUUUUUGGAAAAAUGUUUAAGGAAGGAAUACGUGUUCAACAGACCGAGGGGUUCGAACGAAGCAGAAUAGGGUUUUUGACGAAAAGAAAUGGUUUGGGGCCAGUAAAGGGCGUUGGCAAUGAGAGCCAUCGGGAGUAUUCAAUUAUUGUGUCAUACGAUUGGAAAAAGUUGAAAAUCACCUGUUACCUCCGGUGGCCAAAUCGCAGCAAAAAAAAUGUACGGAGCCCAUACCCAUAUUAUGACCAUUGGUGGACAUUUUUCGGAGACGGAACAACGUGUACAAAAGAUGUAGAUAUUGUUCCGGGACUGAAAAAUGUUGACAAAGGUGUGUAAAAUUUCAACAUUGGUUUUUACCCCGAUCGCCCAUUGCCACCGGUUUUUCUUUUCUCCGUCUUCGGCAUUAGCUCGCCCGUCAUCCCAUUUCAGGACAAGAAAUUUCACCUGUGAUGGCUCCUCUCAAUGGCAGUCUUAUCCGUAUACAACACGUUGUCAGUUUUGUAACAAGAACCUUGGACAAGGCAGUAGCUGAGGUGAU